AUGAAUUUGGACAUCAGCGAAUUCUUUGAGUCGUUGGACAGAAAAGCAAAACAUUGUUCGGACUUCAGAGACGAGAGCGCGGAUGAGGAUUUGACCCAGCUGCUGUCAGAUGAUCGUGAUGUCAGAAAAAUGCAGUUGUGUAUGUCAUGGAAGGCUCCCCACGAAAAAGAGUAUAAAAGCAGAGACGAGGGAGCUGGUGGCACAGUUCCCGUGUUUCCUUCUACCGAGCAGGCACUGUUCCAAAUAAUGAAACUUCUACUGAUUACCGUCGUAGCCGCAGUCGUGGCCCUGUGUCACGCAGGCGGUAAAGGCGGAUUUGGAGGAGGCGGCUUUGGAGGAGGUGGAUUCGGAGGUGGCGGUCAUGGAGGCGGCUUUGGAGGUGGUUCCUUCGGAGGCCGAUCAUAUGGAAGCAGCGGUUUUGGAGGAGGUUCUUUCGGUGGUGGUCACAGAGGAGGAUUUGGAGGCGGUUUUGGAGGAGGUAAAGGUGGUUUUGGAGGAGGCUCCUUUGGUGGUGGUCACGGAGGAGGAUUUGGAGGGGGCCAUGGUGGUUCCUUCGGAGGUGGAUUCUCUGGCGGACGCAGAUAUGGUUAAUGGAUUUCAUUCUUGUAAAUCAAUCAUAAAAUAAAACGGA
This is a messenger RNA of Macrobrachium nipponense, 631 nucleotides long. Its product is annotated as ctenidin-1-like. Lineage: Eukaryota; Metazoa; Arthropoda; Malacostraca; Decapoda; Palaemonidae. The record is from RefSeq and is a predicted model, not a curated record. The coding region runs from base 1 to 591 and encodes 196 amino acids. The transcript has 4 exons.